This is a messenger RNA of Mollisia scopiformis, 3196 nucleotides long. RefSeq lists its product as uncharacterized. The record is from RefSeq and is a predicted model, not a curated record. Gene Ontology annotation, biological process: regulation of transcription by RNA polymerase II; DNA-templated transcription. The transcript has 2 exons. Gene Ontology annotation, cellular component: nucleus. NCBI's taxonomy places the organism in Eukaryota, Fungi, Ascomycota, Leotiomycetes, Helotiales, Mollisiaceae. Gene Ontology annotation, molecular function: DNA-binding transcription activator activity, RNA polymerase II-specific; RNA polymerase II cis-regulatory region sequence-specific DNA binding; zinc ion binding. Bases 402 to 2951 code for a protein of 849 amino acids.
GUCUCUUCGGUGAUUGUUUGAAGAUUUCUCGCUAAAGCGGAUUGGUGCGUUUGUGGUCCCCCUUUUUCAGCCCUCGGAUUCAAAUUGCACUCCGUGUCCGUAUUCCGCACCCCCGCCAACCACAUUUAACGGCGAUUUCCCACCUCAAUCGGCUAUUCCAACCUCAACCCCUGAACGUCACGUCGAGGCUGGUCGCUCCAAGGCCACUCGGAUCUAUUCCAAUAUUGACAUUUCCAAUCUGUUUGCUCCGUAACUUUGCCUGAGAUUAUUAAGCGCACCCUCGGGGAGAGCUGCAUCCAGCAUCUGUUGUUCUCUAAAGCCUCAAAGCGACUUAGCUUGGCCUCCCGGGGCCGUCGAGAAGCUCAUUUAGACUGGGAGCACUUUGUUUAUCUCCGCACGGGAUGCCCACACCUGUCUCUCAGGGCGAUUCCCAGGUUAUCAUGUCGGACAUAGGCGCCUCUGUACCGGAUUCAGGUGCAAAUGCGGCUUCGACAGCUGCUCCUCGGAAGCGCCGCAGACCUGCCCUUUCAUGUGAGCAAUGUCGAAAGAGGAAGAUUAAGUGCGACAGGAAUUAUCCCUGCACCCAAUGCCUACAGUCUAAGACUGCACACUGCUCCUAUAGCCCCGAUAGUGCUGGUGCUAUUCAACAUUUGAAGAAAGGACCCUCCAUUUAUCAAGAUCCGAUCCAGAUCAACGCCGGGAUCCCCAAUCGCUCGCGUAACGCUCCGAGCACUUCCUCCAGCUCACAUCUCCCGUCAGAUAGCACCUCACCCCAAGUUCCACUGUCUGAUGGAACUCAAACAUCGUGGCAUUCUCCAGGUUCUGAACACCUACAUGACAAAGAUAGCGCCAAAUCACACGAGAGAGCACUACUUGAUCGAAUUCAGAAGUUAGAACAGAAGCUCGCCACCGCCAAUAGUCUCAAUCCUUCGAAGCAGGAGCAUGAGCUAGAGGACGAGCAGAGUCUUGAAGAUGGAAAGUCUUCUCUCGACGGCCAAGACGUCUCUGUCUCGUUCUUUCACACCUUGAAAGGAAACUCGUUCUUUGGAUCACGAAACGAACUUCACGGCACCUAUGAGCAGAAAGGACGCUUAAGAGGAACGGUCUCAAAAACAAGAUUCUUCGGGCAGUCACACUGGAUGUACUCAUUCGGAACAUUUGACAGGAUCUCCUGUAUGAAGGUAAAUCCCAAGAACAACACCCCAGAAUUCGCCGAGACCAUGAAGACGACCGACCUCAAUGAACUUUUGCAGAGAUGCAAGUCAAUGGCCCGUGCUGCCAAAGCAGGACCUCACAACAAGUUCCUCAUGAAUCCCAACUACCGAGACGCCGUACCACUUCGACCAGUCUGCGAUAAGUUGAUGAUGCUAUACUUUAGAACCCAUGAAUCGACUUUAAGAAUAUUGCAUAUUCCAACGUUCUGGAAAGAAUACCAACAGUAUUGGGAGAACCCAGCAGCUGCGAGCUCGACAUUCAUCAUAAAGAUGUUGCUUGCGAUGUCCAUUGGUUGCUGCUUUUAUCAAGAUGAUGAUCAAGACUGGCAUGCGCAAUCUCUGCAGUGGAUAUUCGCAGGCCAAACAUGGUUAGCAUCGCCGUUCGAGAAAGGGAGGAUGCAUAUAUCGGGUCUGCAAAUACAUUGUCUUGUCAUAAACGCACGGCUGGCCAACGCGGUCGCCGGUGACCUGGUUUGGAUAUCGAUCGGUUCGCUUCUACGAACAGCAUUCCAGAUGGGUUUUCACCGAGAUCCUAAAUAUCUUCCUCGAAUGCUUCCCCUCCAUGCCGAACUUCGUAGACGCCUCUGGGCCACAGUCCUAGAACUCAACAUACAAGGCGCCCUCGAUUCAGGAAUGCCAACUCUCCUUCACCUCGAGGAUUUCGACACUGAAGCUCCAGCAAACCUUGAUGACAGCGAUCUCGACGAGACCAUGACAGUUCUUCCCGAGGCCAAACCGAGAGAUGUCUACACUCAAACGUCACUUCAGAUUAUGCUUCUAGAGUCUUUCCCAACUCGAAUCAAAGUCGUUUCGCAUUCCAACAAUUUCCAUUCUGAUCCCAGUUAUGAAGAAGUCCUUGCGCUGGGAUCAACCCUCACAAAGGCUCUUAGGGAACAUAAUACCUUCAUAAACUCCGUCAAUGCCGCCUCUUUGUACUCAAGUGCAAAUCCUCAAACACAAUCUCCCAUACCAUAUGUUCCACGGAUGUUCCGAAAUAUCCUCGAUCUUUGUAUCCGCCGUUUCCUGCUUGCUCUCCAUAGGCCAUUCGCGGCUAGAGCUCAAACAGACCUCCGCUACUACUUUAGUCGGAAAGUUUGUCUUGAUUGCGCAAUGACGAUGCUACAGUACCCAACUUCCGACCCAGGUGAUCCUAGUAUUGAGCCAGGGAAGCAAGAUGACUUCACUAGGCUCAAGACAGUGAGUGGCGGAUUUCAGAAAGGACUACUCGUCCAUGCUGCUAUGGUGAUUUUCUCCGAAUUAUUGUCGCAGAUCGAGGAAGAAUCGACGUUUACCGAGCAGAGUCGCGCUGCCAGAGAGCCCUUGAAACAAGCUCUUCGUGGCAUUGUCGAUUUGUCAGCUCUCCGCAUUAUGCAUGCGGAGAACAAUAUCAAGGGCCACCUCUUCAUAUCAGUUGUCCUAGCACAAGUUGAGGCGAUGGAACUCGGAGUUCCUGCUGAUAAUCUUGUGAUUGCAGCAGCAAGAAAAAGUGCCGAGAUAUGUAUGGCUUUGCUUUCGAAGAGGAUACCUAUAACAGCUACCGAUGAUGAAUAUGCUCGCCAUGUGGAGAAUGGGAGUGCUGCCGAUGGGGUUGGGCUCCAAGGUGCCAGUGCUCCACAGGACAUUGGCUUCGAUACUAUGAUGCAAGAUUGGACCAUGGAUUCGCAGUAUUUCAACUUGCCGGAUUCUUGGUUACUUUCAGGAUGGGAGGACAAUCAGCCUUGGGGUCUUCAAGUUUGAACUGUGAGGGCUAAAGCGGAAACUUGAAGCAUGCCAGCUCACUGGUAAUGAUGUAAAUUUAAAGAGCACUCUUCUCUCUGUGGAAUGGCUUGUAUCAUAUUUGCGUCUCUACUCAAUAUCAUGUAACACAAGGCCUGUCUGCAAAAAUGCGGGGCCAAAAAGUUGCGCUUUCAGAUCUCUUAUGUCCAACAUGAAACAUCUGUUUGACUGCAGACUGCAUGUGACAUGAGGUCAGGCUUAUGGUC